AUGGCACUAGUGGAAGAUCCCCCGGUCCACGAUCUAUUGAAUAUUAACGGAAUUAAGAGCCCCUUGGGUUUGAAUGAAACGCCAGCUGUGGCUGUGCAGAAUAAUGUGGUCAAUAAUUCUGCUGCGAAUUAUUCAACGGCGCAGCCCCAGUUCGAGCUCGAAGAACAUCCAAUUGAUCAAGUGAGACCUAUAAAGGUGGGCGUUAUCGGUGCCGGUCUUGCUGGUGUUACGGCUGGUGUUAUACUGCCGGCGAAACUGCCAGGUCUGGAUCUUCGAAUCUGGGACAAGAAUUCAGACGUGGGCGGAACCUGGUUCGAAAACACAUAUCCCGGUGUCCGGUGUGAUAUCCCCGCACAUGCCUACCAAUCCGGUUUUGCGCCCAAUACCCAAUGGACCGAAGAGUUUGCCCAAGGACACGAAAUUAGAGACUACUGGCAGGGAGUGGCGCGCAAGUUUAAUGUUUACCAGUACCUAUGCCUUCAACAAAAGGUCCAAAAAGCAGAGUGGCUAGCAGACGAAGGGAAAUGGAAGGUCACUAUUGAGCAUGUAGAUGGCUCAAAUAAGGUCUACGAAGAGAAAUUGGAUGUCCUCAUCAAUGCCAUCGGCCAUUUCAAUGCCUGGAAAUUGCCUGACUAUGCGGGAAUCAACCAAUACAAGGGUGCACUGUUCCACUCCUCGAACUGGGACCACACUGUCGACUUGAAAGGCAAACGAGUGGCGCUUAUCGGCAACGGCGCCUCUGGCUUGCAGGUUCUUCCCUCAGCCCAGCCAAUCGCCAGCCACGUCGACCACUACGCUCGAAAUCCCACUUGGAUUGCAGACUCAUUCGGUGAAACAGCGGGAGUCCGUCGACUGGAGGCCAAUCUUUUCACUCCCGCACAGUUGGACUCGUUCAAGGACCCUGAAACGUAUCUAGAAUACCGCAAGGGGGUUGAAGCCAACUUCUUCCGGCGCUUCGGGUCAAUAUUCAAAGAUACUCCUGAGAACGAUGCCGUGAGAAAGAAAUGGACCGAGCUGAUGCUAAAGCGUAUCGCGGAGAAGCCUGAGCUGGGCGACAAGAUCAUACCUGAUUUCCCCCUAACUGUCGUCAACGUUGACUAUAUUCAAACUCGCAUCAAGCGGUUUACCGAGACGGGAAUUGUUACAGAAGAUGGCGUUGAGAGACAAGCAGACAUCACUAUCUGCGCUACCGGAGCCAACGUCGACCACGCGCCGCCCUUCUCUAUUAUUGCCGACGGCAUUGACCUCAAACAAGCCUGGAAGAAGGAUGGUUUGUUCGGGUUUCCUUACACAUACAUCGGCUUCGCAACACCAGGAUUCCCCAACCUCCUCUGGCUCGGCGGACCAUUCUCCUCUGGCCACAGUGGCACAGUCCCCAACAACGUCGAAAACCAAGUGACCUACAUUGCCAAACUGCUCCGCAAGGUCCGCAGCCAAGGGAUCAAGUCCAUUAUGCCCACUAAGCAAGCCGCAGAUGAUUUUGUCGAAUACUGUGACAAGUUCUACCCGCGCACUGUCUGGUCAGCGAACUGUAGCUCCUGGUAUAAUGGCGGCCAACCAGGCGGGAGGAUCCAUGGCCUGUUCCCUGGAAGUGCUACGCAUGCAAAUAUUGUUCGCAGAGAUCCGCGCUGGGAGGAUUGGGAGUAUACAUAUGUCAACCCCAGUGGGAAUCGGUUUGCGUACUUUGGGAAUGGUUGGUCGACAAGGGAGUUGACGCCUGGGGCGAAUCUGACGCCGCAUUUAAAGCUGCCGGAGGAGGUUGAUCUGAAAUCUUAUAUGGAGGGGUGGUGGGAUAUUUAG
Penicillium riverlandense is the source of this 1800-nucleotide messenger RNA. Its product is annotated as flavin-containing monooxygenase. NCBI's taxonomy places the organism in Eukaryota, Fungi, Ascomycota, Eurotiomycetes, Eurotiales, Aspergillaceae. The transcript is spliced from 5 exons. The coding region runs from base 1 to 1800 and encodes 599 amino acids. Gene Ontology annotation, molecular function: N,N-dimethylaniline monooxygenase activity; flavin adenine dinucleotide binding; NADP binding. The record is from RefSeq and is a predicted model, not a curated record.